This is a messenger RNA of Schizophyllum commune H4-8, 612 nucleotides long. RefSeq names its product APG12-domain-containing protein. Gene Ontology annotation, biological process: autophagosome assembly; nucleophagy; autophagy of mitochondrion. The transcript has 5 exons. Bases 22 to 399 code for a protein of 125 amino acids. The record is from RefSeq and is a predicted model, not a curated record. Lineage: Eukaryota; Fungi; Basidiomycota; Agaricomycetes; Agaricales; Schizophyllaceae. Gene Ontology annotation, cellular component: cytoplasm; phagophore assembly site membrane; Atg12-Atg5-Atg16 complex.
GCUCUUCGCCACCGCGCCAACAUGGCAAGCCUUGAUGCGCCGCGUUCAAUCCCCUCUUGGGCUGCUCAAGGGGAUUCAGAACACUACGAAGAGGCUCUCAAGGCGCUAGAAACGUACAAGAAGAAAGACCCUGCCAAAGUGGUCGUACGGUUCAAGGCCGUCGGCAACGCGCCAAUAAUGAAGCAGAACUUCUACAAAAUAACGUCUUCCAACCGCUUCCAGGCGGUCAUUCAGUUCCUGCGGAAAGAACUCGGGUGGAAAGCUGGCGACCCUUUGUUCACUUACAUCAACCUCGCCUUCUCGCCCGCCCCGGACGACACAGUCUCAAACCUGUUCAAGUCCUUCGCCACCGACGGACACCUUAUCGUCAACUACAGCACGACGGCAGCGUGGGGCUGAUGCCUGUAUAGGAAACCUAGAUUGCAGCGCGAGAGGGAGGCUUCUGCUGACUACCAUACUGAAUCCGCCCGCGAAUGGCGCGUUAUUGUCGAGGCACGAUACUCACACCUGCUAGUGUUCUUCCCUGUACGUGUUACCCUACAUGGUUCUGCUUUCAUCUCCCGUAUAGGGCGUGAACGUUUGCUCUAUUUGUGACGAUCGGUUCUAUGGCCG